Messenger RNA from Pipra filicauda (Wire-tailed manakin), 3510 nucleotides. Its product is annotated as potassium channel subfamily K member 16-like. The record is from RefSeq and is a predicted model, not a curated record. The transcript has 6 exons. Gene Ontology annotation, molecular function: potassium ion leak channel activity. Lineage: Eukaryota; Metazoa; Chordata; Aves; Passeriformes; Pipridae. Bases 1872 to 2876 code for a protein of 334 amino acids. Gene Ontology annotation, biological process: stabilization of membrane potential; potassium ion transmembrane transport. Gene Ontology annotation, cellular component: membrane.
UCCCAGCACUUGGAAAGUGCUCAGUUUCCAUAACUGGGGUGAAUGGUGUCAGGCUAACCCAGUAUCCAGACCCCUGGGGUGGGAUGGAUGAUGGUGCACUGUCUCAGCCCAGUGACAUUCAAUAACUAUAAGUGGCACAGCUCUUGCAGCCUCCACCAAGAGUUUUUAAUCUAGGCAAAGUAAGGAGAAGAGCAGUCACCACUAACAGAAGUUAUUCUUCCUUUUAUGAGGAAUGGCUUCAGGUGAAGAAUUCCACUGAGUGAACAUGAGUUCCCUCUUCUUUGUCUUCUCCAAAGCAACAGUAAUGAACUGUGCUUUCCCUCCCUCUUUCCCUCCCUCUUUCCCUGUGCAAGUGUCAACCCAAGUAUGAACAAGAUGCUGUGUAAUGGGACACACCUCUCACAUCAGAACAAUCUGUAGUGGUUUUUGCAGAUUCGCAGGCAGGUUAUUGAAGAUUCUUCAUACGAAGACACAGACUGGAAUAAGGUGAUGUGUAUUGCCUGUUCUAGAGCUACAGAAAAACAAAGGUCACCAAUCUUCCUGGCAGUCAAGGGCUCCUGAAGACGCAUGCACAAAUAGCAAACCUGCUAUCUUGGAGAUGGGACUAGAGGGAAAUCCAGCUUAGUAUACAGUUCAGAGGAGAGAGCAUGAAAAAGGUGAGGUUUCUUGGCACUUACUCACCUGACCGAACCACUACAACUGCAAUCAAUAUCAAAUUCUCACAAUCUUCCAUAACUUUCAUGGCUUUUUCAUCCAUUUUCCCUUCAGAUGAACUGAGGAAAUAACCCACUUGUAUUAUCUUCAUGUCUGUUGUGCAGAUGAAGAAAUGGUGCAUUUGUAUAUGUGAAGGGAGUUCUCUUAUCUCACAGGACUGGGAGUCUGAGAGACACAAAAUGGUGAACCAUAGGUGCCUUUAUUUUUAUAGAAAUAAUUUAAAUCUGAGCAAGAAGCACACCUUUGUCGUAACUUCAAAAGAAGUGAAAGGAAAAACGACACAUCCUGUUUCUACAAACCCUUUUCCAGUAACUCUAAGGAAAGUCUUUAAAAGUUUAAGGGUUUGGAAAGAUACUUACCUUCAUUCAUAGUCUUCCUGUUUUCCUCUGAGGUCAAACAGAUUUAUGUGUGAAAGGACAACCUGCACUUGACAGAGUGAAGCUAUGUGCUGCUUCUUGGUUACACCAGUUCUGCAAAACUAAUCCCAGAGCCUCUGCCUUUUCUGGUAUUUUUGAACUCAAUAAAAACACAAAGACUUGAAGAGAAGAUUAUAUGGAACAUUUGCUACAGUGUUUUCUCAUUAUUAAAGUAGAGCAUCUGCUGAAAUAACAGAAAUCGUGCACAAAGCAAAUGAAAAUUCUGGAAAAUCUAAAGUCAAGAAAGUUAAUCUGAGGGUUAACAAUGUCCAUGGUGCAGCCAAGCUCAGAUCUGUCUGCUAUCUGUUCCCAAGUCAAUAUCUUCAUUCAAGGACUUCCCUCUGCCACCCUACAAAUUCUUCUCAAUGGCACCCAAGUUCUGAUGGGAACAAGCUCUGACACUUAGAAGUGGACAAGUAAGUCCAAGUAAGUCCAAGUGGACAAGAACAGUCCAGCUGCAUUUCCCUGAAGCUGCCCUUGAACACAGGGCAAGAAGUGGCUUCUGGGAUCAUCGAGGCUUGCCCUGGAGUCCAGUUCCUGGACUCAGCAGGAGACACAAGAAGCAUAAAUCAUGUUUUUUCAAGCAAACUCCCCUGUGGACCAUUUACAGACUAUCCUCACCUGUCCCCAGAGUCUCUUGAGCAGGAGAUGGCCACCAGCCAGCUCCUCGCAUCCUGACCCACUUUUCCUGAGAAAUCAGCAAGGGAGAGUUUCACAGACAAGAGGAAAUCCCUAAACAGCAUGCAGCCCAGAGAGUGGAAAGUUUUUUCUUGGGCCAUGUGCAGAGGCAAGCUGCAGACAGGUCUGCUGGUGGCUGGCUACUUUGUGUACCUGCUGGUGGGUGCCGCGGUGUUCCAGGCACUGGAGAGGACCGCGGAGAAGCAGGAGAAAAUGGCAGCUGCCCAGAUGAAGGAGGCUUUUCUGCAGAGCUUCAGGCAGCUCACGGUGGUGGAGAUGGAGCAGUUCAUGAAGAACCUGACUGAAGCCAUUCAAAAUGGAGUAUACCCUGUUGGAAAUGAAUCACGGUUUGAAGAGAGCAACUGGGAUUUCAGUAACUCCUUCUUCUUUGCAGGCACAGUUGUCUCCACAAUAGGCUAUGGCACGUUACAUCCUAGAACUGUUGGGGGACAGAUCUUCUGCGUGUUUUUUGCUCUGUUUGGAAUCCCUCUCAACAUUGUUUUUCUGCACCGUGUUGGUAAGAUGCUCUCACUGCUGUGUAAAAAGCUGGGGAAAUUCCUGUACGAGAAAGGAAUGAGAAAGAAGAAGAUCAAAUUUCUGACCCUUUUGUUCUUCCUGGCAACGGGGAUCCUAGUUUUUCUGUGCUUGCCAUCAGUCUUCUUCCAGAUAACAGAGGGCUGGUCCUACAGCGAAGGAAUUUACUUUGCAUUUAUCACCCUCAGCACCAUUGGCUUUGGAGAUUAUGUAGUAGGCAAACAGUCUGGCAGGAAUUACUUUUCCUACUAUCGAGUGCUGGUGGCCAUUUGGAUUCUUUUUGGCCUUGCCUGGAUUGCUCUGCUGUUUAAUUUAUUGACAACGGUACUAGAAGAUACUGAAAAAAUAAUUGUCAAGGAUCUCCAGCAAAUUGGAAAGGUGAGUAAGGACAAUGGAGCAAGCCAACAAAGAAGAUGCUGGCCUGUUCAGUUUAUUCCAGAAGAAGAACUACCACCACCACGUGCUGGAGGGGAUGCACAGAAAAUGGAGUCAUUAACAGCAGAUUCUGAACACACAAAAAAUGAAAAAAAAUAGUUCUCUAAUAGAAAAACUAUUGCCAUAACAUAUAAGAGUUGAAUUCUUCAUUGGAGAGUUGAUAGUUAGUUAUUCUAAAGAAAAUCCCGUGGAAAUAAAAUUUUUCCUACCUUUUGCUGAGAUAUGACCUUUUAGAACUCAAGACUCAAAGUUGCACAAAGCCUGAAUAUUAAUGGUAAGAAAUUUGCUCCUCAAUUUGCAGCUGGGUUGUGCUAACAACCUGAGAAGUGCACUUGCUUUGCAAUGUGUUUUUAAGGUGCUUUCACAAAAAUGCAGAGGAGGGGCACGGUGGAGCUUGUUGGCUCUGUUUGGAUUUUGCUGCUUGCAAAAAAUCAUAUCUCUUCCAGGAACUGACAUGCACAAGCUUUUCUGAGGCAUUGCAUAGCACUUUUGGAAGAAGAAAUAAGGAUAUAUAUGAGAAAUAAAUAACUGAAUAGAUGCCUGAUUUGAGCCAUCAUAUUGGAUAAAGUGUUGUGGUCUGAAAGAUGUGUUUAAAUGGCAAGACCUGGGCUCAGUUCAGAGACAUCAGAAGCAUCUAAUGGACAGGGUUAUGAAAAGGUUAACGUGUUAGAAAUGAUUCAUUCUACCUCUUCCUGUUUUAUACUAAGUUGAAUAAAGGCAAUUUUACCUUUUA